Uloborus diversus is the source of this 912-nucleotide messenger RNA. RefSeq names its product INO80 complex subunit B-like. NCBI's taxonomy places the organism in Eukaryota, Metazoa, Arthropoda, Arachnida, Araneae, Uloboridae. The transcript has 8 exons. The record is from RefSeq and is a predicted model, not a curated record. Gene Ontology annotation, cellular component: Ino80 complex. The coding region runs from base 1 to 798 and encodes 265 amino acids. Gene Ontology annotation, biological process: chromatin remodeling.
AUGGCGGCAGAGGAGGGGGCGGAUGAAAGGUGGAUGACGGCGGAGAAGAAAGAUGAAGGUCCUCGGCUCAUCAGAGUUUCCAAGUCUGAAAUCAAUGAAGCAUCUAGUGAUGAAUCUGCAAAUAUUGAUGUUGUUGAUGCUACACCACCAGGUGCUCCACUGCUAGAAUCUCUUGUUCACUCUAAUUUUCCCAAAAAAAUUAAGAAAGUUGAUGAAGAAGAAGCAUGGCUUGCAGCUCUAGAAGCUGGGCGUUUGGAAGAAGUGGAUGAUGAAUUAAGACGCAUGAAAGACCCCAACUUGAUGACAGCUAGGCAGAGAUCUUUGCUUGAAAGUAAAGCUCAAAAAGAAAAGGAAGAAGUUGUGCCUGUUGUAACAGAAACUAAAGUUUUAAGUGAAGAAAUGAUCCAAAAGAAAAUUAUUAAAGCAAAAAAGCGGAAAGAGCAAGCUGAAGAAAAACGUGAGAAAGAUAAGAAACAAACUAUUGAACGACUGUUGAAAAAAUCAGACACUAAACUAAAAGUAACAAAGAAAAUUGUCAAGAAAGUUGAUGUUCCUAAAAUAAAGUAUGUAAAUAGUGAACUGAAGGGACGUUCUUUGUCUUUCCCUAUUGGAAUUCCAUUUCCUAUCAAAGCACAAACUGGCAAAGAUCCCCCAACUCCAAUUUAUUGUGGUGUCAAAGGAUGUGAAAAUCAGAAAAAGUACAAUUGCUCUAAAACUGGAGUACCUCUGUGCAGCUUAGAAUGUUACAAAAAGAAUAUGCUGCUGAAAAUGCAUGGGCCUGUCAUAUCAGUGUUAUGAAAAUGUUGAAAUGUACAUUACUUGUGUCUUUAAUGUAGAUAUUAUAAAUAUAAACAUGUAACAUAAUUGUAAAUAUGUUUUUUUCUUGAAAUCUUACCAUUAAAAUAUUAUUGU